GCUGGCUGUGAGAGGUACAGAGCGUCAGAUUAGAUCCUCCAGAUCAGAUUUGCCCUUGAAACCAUGAGCGGCAUCGGCUUCGAGUCCUACUAUGCGCCCACGUACAAGCGCUGGUACGUGGAGAGCGCCCCGCCGCGGGUGGCGACACGGACCAGGUCACGCACCGUGUACUCCAGCCAGGCGUCUCCGUAUUCCUCGGCUCGGCUGCAUUACGGCUCCCCCGGUCACGUCUCUUCGCCCUCCUCGAUGCUUUUCAGCAGCGCCGCCCACCCCAUGGAGCUGGACCUGAGUCAGGCGGCGCAGGUGAGCUCUGACCUGCGAGCGGUGCGCACUCAGGAGAAAGCUCAGCUGCAGGAUCUUAACGAUCGCUUCGCCGGCUUCAUCGAGCGCGUGCAUGAGCUGGAGCAGCAGAAUCGGGCUCUAGAGUCCGAGCUCCUGCUGCUGAGGCAGAGGCACAGCGAGCCCUCCUGCCUGAGGGCCCUGUACGAGCAAGAAGCUCGGGCUCUGAGCGCCGCCGUGGACGAGGCGCACCAGGAGAAGCAGGCCGCCCUGAACCGCAGGAACCACCUGGAGGAGACUCUCCGGGCCCUGCAGAGGCAGUACGACGAGGAGGCUGUGGAGCGUGAGAACGCUGAGGCCAGGCUCAUGGAUGCUCGCAAGGAGGCGGACGAGCGCGCCGUGGCUCAGAUGGAGCUGGAGAAGAAGGUGGGCGUCCUGCUGGACGAGCUGGCUUUCCUUAAGAAGAUCCACGAGGGCGAGAUCUCCGAGCUUCAGGCGCAGCUCCAGUACAGCACUCAGAUCGUGGUGGAGACCGAGGCCGCCAAACCCGACCUCUCCAGCGCCCUGCGAGACAUCCGGUCUCAGUACGAGAGGCUGGCGGCGAGGAACAUGCAGGCCGCCGAGGACUGGUUCCGCGGGAAGAUGGGGCAUCUGACGGAGACCGUGGCCCACCACACAGACGCCGUGAGGACCACGAAAGACGAAGCGGGCGAGUACCGGCGCCAGCUACAAGCACGGGUUCUGGAGAUCGACGCCUGCAAGGGUCUGAAUGAUUCGCUGGAGAAGCAGCUGAGAGAUGUGGAGGAGAAACAGAGCGGCGAGAUCACGGUCAUGCAGGACACAAUCAACGACCUUGAAAGCGAGCUACGGGCCACUAAAGGUGAGAUGGCCAGGUAUCUUAAGGAUUACCAGGACCUCCUGAAUGUCAAAAUGGCCCUCGAUAUCGAAAUAGCUGCAUACAGGAAGCUCCUGGAAGGCGAGGAGUCACGUCUGAGCGCGGGCAUGGCGGGCAGUCUGGCGAGCUCCUACCCAAUGGCACCUUCCUACUCGCGAUCGGUGUACUCGGUCCAGUCCAGCAUGACCUCCGCCGCCCCCUUCCUGCUCAGCUCUCGCAUGGUGAGCUCCACGCUCUCCGCAGAACCCCCGAAGGACGAGGAGGAGGAGGAGGAGGAGGAGGAAGCUGAAGAGGAAGAGAAGGAGGAGGAGGAAGAAGAGAAGGAGGAGGAGGAGAAGGAGGAAGAGGAGGAGGAGGAGAAAGAGAAAGAAGAAGGACAGGAAGACGCAGAGGAGGAGAAAGAAGAAGGUGAGGAGGAAGCCACAGACGCCGGAGAUGCCGCAGAAGCCGUGGACGCAGAGGAGGAGGAAAAGGAAGGAGGAGAGGAGGAAGAGGAGGCUAAAGAGGAAGAGGAGGCUAAAGAGGAAGAGGAAGGAGAAGAGGAAGGUGGGGAGGAGGAGGGACAGGAAGACGGAGGCGAGCAAGGUGAAGGGAAAGGUGACGACGAGGCAGAUAAGAAAGAAGCCGAACCAGAACCAGAACCUGCCAAGGAAAAAGCCAAAGAGGAACCAAAACCCAAAGAGAAAGCAGAACCAGAGAAGCCCAAAUCGAAAGACGAGGGCGAGAAGGGCAAAGCCGAGGCCAAGGAGAGUCCGAAACCCGAGCAGAAAGAUGAAACCAAAGCCAAGAAGUAAAGACGACGACGACGUGAGGAGAGAAAACGCCGCUCGAGUUUCGCUCCGGUUCUCAGGUGAAGGUGCUAAACGCAAAACGCUAAAGAUUUUAGUUCCCGAAUCCCAGAUUCAGCUAAACGAGCUUCGUGAGGUUCACAGUGAUGAUGUGAUGAGCAAUGAGGGGUUAAAUGUGAUGAAAAUGUUCAGGUGAAAUUUAUCUGCAAGCGCAAUAAAAAGCACGCUGAAACUGCACUAAG
Trichomycterus rosablanca is the source of this 2204-nucleotide messenger RNA. RefSeq names its product neurofilament light chain a (gene nefla). NCBI's taxonomy places the organism in Eukaryota, Metazoa, Chordata, Actinopteri, Siluriformes, Trichomycteridae. Bases 64 to 1968 code for a protein of 634 amino acids. The transcript has 4 exons. Gene Ontology annotation, cellular component: postsynaptic intermediate filament cytoskeleton; intermediate filament; axon. Gene Ontology annotation, molecular function: structural constituent of postsynaptic intermediate filament cytoskeleton. The record is from RefSeq and is a predicted model, not a curated record. Gene Ontology annotation, biological process: neurofilament bundle assembly.